This is a messenger RNA of Durusdinium trenchii, 2513 nucleotides long. Lineage: Eukaryota; Dinophyceae; Suessiales; Symbiodiniaceae. The record is from the annotation of a GenBank genome assembly.
GUGAAGCACCAAAUCAAAUUGGGCCAUUGCUGAAUCUCGUACGCUGGUGAUCCUAUCUUCAUGUUGAAUCUGCGCAGUGGAGGAGUGGGGCUGAUGGCCAAGUCUCGGAAGACUAGGUGAUCAAGGAGAGAACCAGUAGCUUCUGGUGCUGGAAACCAAAACAAUUUCAAGGCAACAAUUUUCCGUUAAGUCAGUUUGAAACAUGUGCAUACCAUAAAUAGGAAAAACCUGUCGGACUUGUCCACAACUUGAUGACACAUCCACUUGUAGCACUCUUGGUUCAAAAUCCUUCCAAGCUUGGACACUCUUUUUGCAGAGAUGGCGGCCUGCUCGUUGCCCAUGCCCAUGCCCCUCGCGGACAUGUCGUCACCCACAGUGGCCAUCUUCAAUGUGGCGAUGAUUGGCCAUGUGAACCCCACUUUUGCCUUGGUACAGGAGCUGGUGCAGAGAGGUUGCCGCGUGCACUACUUCUUGCCGCCCGUGGAGGCGAUCCGCCAAGCCGCCAAGGACUCGGGUGCUUUCGUUGAGAGCUACCAGCCAGAUGUACAGGACCUGGUCCUGGAGCAAUGUGGCACCCAGGAGCCACCGGCGGAGAUCGACCCAGAGGAAUUGGCGCUCUGGACCCGUGCCGUGUGGCCAUUGGCCAGCACCUUGCUUUGUGGGGACUACAUCUGCCGGCGCUGUGAGGAGCUGGGUGUCUCCGUGGUGCUCUACGACCCCAUGACACCCCACGGGCUUUUGGUCGCCGAGAAGCUGAAGAUCCCCAAGGCGUCGCUGGUGACCUACCCGGGCAUGGGAAGCUUGUCGGAGCUGAUGAGUCACACCGAGCGGCUGCAGCGAGCGGCGGAGAUCCGGAAGCCCUUGGGGGACGAGAUCCAAAAGGUCUUUGGAGUGGACCUUCAGGUCGAGCUGUUGACACGACGGCAGUAUUAUGCACCCAUGAACUUCAUCACCACUUGCGAGGACCUGGUGGCGCCCCUUCCGGAGGAUGCGCCUUGGGCAGAGGAACUUCGCACUCACUGCAGCUUCAUUCCGGUCGGGUGCCUGGUAAGUGCUCGUGCGCCACACGUGAUCACCGCGCGGUCCAACGGGCAGGUCCUCUCACGUGCCAAGAGCUUUGGACAUGGCUUGCCGGCCGCGGAGCUUUCAGCACAGCUUGCGCAAGGUCACAAGAUCGUCUUCGCGGCUUUAGGCACUAUGGCACUCUCGGACCGAUGGGCCAUUGACUUGGGCCGCGCCAGCGGAGGGAACUUGCCGCUGGGCACCACGGGCAAGCAGUAUUGCCAGCACGUCUGGAAAGCCUUGUUGGAGGCCAUGGAAGAGCUGGGUGAGGACUACUAUUGCGUGCUCUCCGCCGGCAAGCAGCCCGAUGCGUUGGACUUCCUGGAGGACGACGACGACGACUACGCCUUGCCGCAGAAUGUCAUUGUGAGAACCUUCGUGCCGCAAGUGGAGAUGCUGAACCACUACACCAGCGUCUUCCUCUCUCAUGUCGGCUUCAACAGCUUGCAGGAGAGCCUCAUGGCAGGUGUGCCUCUCGUGGCCGUGCCACAAGCGGUGGACCAGCCAGCGAAUGCCAGGAAAGUCGAGAGCUGCGGCUGGGGCGUCUCGUUCUUCCACCCCAUGUCCUCCGUCUCUGGUCCCGCCCUGGCCUCUGCCCUCCGCGCCGUGGGCGGUCAGCAGGGCUUCCACGCCGCGGUGGCGGAGGCCAAGGCAGAUCUCCAGGGCGGCGCCGAACGGCUGACGGAGAAGCUCUUGGAGCUCUAAGAAAAGGCCAGACAGAAGCUCUCGUGCGUUUUGACUCACGGCCAUCGCCAUCAGCUCGGUGACCUUCCGAUGCUCGAGCAUCGCGGGGAUUGAGUGGUCACGAGCUUUCCUGCAAAAGUGGUUUGAAUCGUGACCCCCCUCAAGGAUAGAAUCAGCUAGGAGACCUGAAGACCCUGGAACUUUCUGGUGGGCACUACUGAGUGUACCAUGUUGUCUGAUGUUGUGAAGCAAUAUCCACACCACUCCCCUUCCAUUUGUUCGAACCUAGGCCCAGGCCUUCCUUGAUGCAGAAGUGCCCUUCCUAAAGUCAAUGGGUUUGGGAUGGGUGCGUUCCUUGGUCACCCCAACAUGCCAAGUGCUGAGAGCCUCUCAUUGCUCAGCAACUUGGAGGCCGAAGCAGCAAUGCACCAUGGACAUGGGGCAUCAAGGUGACCUCUUGUCAGUUUGCGCAGGGACCGGGUGACUGGCUGAUGCCCACAAUCCCCUGGCCCGGGCGGCUGGGGGAGAACUUUGUUCAUCUCUGUUCCACAGGCUUUCCAUCUCAGCUCCGCCUCAUCCACAUCUGUACAGUUCACAGAAAUUCGACGGCGAUCUCGAUGUCUGAUGGAAGAAGAGAUCCCCAUUUGGAUCAUGUCGGAGCAUUGUACAGGCUUUUGCAAGCAAUUUAAACUAUAUUGUGGGCCUGAAGAGCCUCGCAAUAUUUGUCAUUGGUUCGGAAUACAUGUAAAGAUUACCCGAGACAAAUA